GGGGCCGUUUCGAUGUAGAUUCUUACACCGUUAUCAAGUUGGACUGGUGAUGGUCUUGCUACUGAGGCUGACAACUGUCUUCCACUCCAGCUUGAUAACGGUGUAAGAAUCUACAUCGAAAAAUCGCUAUAUGCAAUAAACCAGGAGCUGUUAUCCAUAAAGUUGAACGUUUUCUCACUUCAGCAAGGGUGCGAAUAUAUGAGUGAGUGUUGUGCAACGCCGCUCUCAUCAAUAGUCCAGUUUUAUAUUUCAGUGAUCAGUACUUAUUCGCGUCUGGACCAGACCUAUCAGUGACUGAAAGCCAUUGCAACGAUCCACGCCAUUAGAGCACAAUGGCGCCAAUCAACCAAGGCACAGAACCUGACAAUCGCUCCAUAUUAGUUGACUCUUACACAUGAGGACGACUGUGGACCUGUCCUCACUCGGAACACCCCGGAGAACACGUCAGUGAAUCUAACAAGCAACAGCAUGGUGCGUUGCAGAUUAUGAUGAUACAGAUCUGGUUCGAGCCACGUCAUUUGAAUCCACGUCACCGAAGUUCUGAAGGGCCAGCCCGCAAUUUUAAUUACGUGUCGUACACUUUCAUUGAGAGCUUUGGACACCAUUAUCGCGAAGAUCUUCUUCACAGUCCACGGCCACAAUCGCCGGUUAGUGUUGUAACAAUGAACGUGGUCGUAUUCCGUAAGCCUCUUGUAUACAUUCUUCUCGGUGCCGCCUUCCUGGUUCUGUUCGGCCGGUAUGUCCGCCCCGGGAGGCUAGUCAUUAGGGCUACAGGUCUCUUCAGUCGCAGUCUGGGGGAUUACUAUGCCAUGGAUGAACACUCUCUAGAGACCCCAUCCGAUGCGGUCGGACCAGCAGAGCUCAACCUGACCAACACAAAUCUACGUAAUCUAACCCAGGUUUCAAGCCUCUUUGCUCAACACAAACAUAAGACUACUGUUAAACCUGUACUCGUUCUGUUUACGACCUGGGACAGUCGCGCUGGCAAUGACACUGCGAAAAGGAAUGUUCUGAAGAACUGGAGCUGGCUGAAGCCUGAGGUCAUUCCAGUGCUACUUACAUCAGACCCAGAUGCAAAAACGGAGGCUUUGCUAUACGGCUGGCAUUCUUAUAAUGUCACCGAGAGAAGCUGUUCGCCCAACUCCAAACCGACCUUAAAGUCUAUGUUCCAAACAAUCACACACCACUACCGCAAUAAAAUUAAACUACAGGCUUUUGCUACUGGUGACAUGUUGUUCGACGAAAGCAUCGUAUCGACCUUCCAGGCUUUCAUUCGUGAUAACCGUGUCACCGCAAAGAAAUCAUUUGCGGUACUUGGGAAACGAACCGAUGUGCUUCUGAAACGUGGAGUUGAGAUGGGUAGUCUCUUAGACGUGCGGCAAAUGUCCCGCCAAGGACAUUUCGCGAAGGACGGGUUAUCGGGACUAUUUGUUACCAACCACAUCUUCCCAUGGGAUCGUCUUCCUGCUGUUAAUGGGGCUCUACCUGGCGUAUUUGAAUGGAUUGGAGUCUUUUGUUCGCAUCACUAUGUCCCUCUUUAUGACAUAACCGCCACUACUCUGUCCGUUCACAUCACAACACAACCAACAGCAGCGCAGUUGAACUUGAUGGCUUGUAAUAAAGAUAUCAUAUUCAAAAGUGGCCCGCAUCCACCGGACAACCACUGUGGACAUACAGAGUGCAUUGCCACGCGCUCGAUGUCGUCCACUGGAGGGCAGAUUCUAUUUCAGGAAUUAUCGGCACUACCAAAGAGCUGUGAUGACUGUUGGAGGUAGUUCGUAUUGCUGUUCGUGUCAGUGUUAGCUCAGGAUGUACACGCCGAUGAUUUCCGAAAGCCACCUGAAUUAACUGACAUGGUCAUACUACGUGAUAAUCUUUAUUGUAAUGUUAAGUAAGAGAAAGGGGAAACGGGCUGUAGCUUAUUGACAUAUCUUAUAUAUACAGUAAACCACGGUUAUAACGAACUCACUAAUUUUAGCUCGUUAUAACCGUAGUUCAUUAUAAUCAUAUAUACAAUAUAUAUACAGCAAAUGCCCGGGACCCCCAAAACAGUACGUUAUAUCAGUCAGUUCGUUAUAAGAGUGUUGGUUAUAAACGUAGUUUACUGUAAUUUGUUUCCCAAUAAUGUACUUUCACGAAUUCUCGGGGCGGUCGGGUAGCCCAGUGGUCAAAGCGUUCGCUCGUCACGCCGAAGAUUCGGGUUCGAUUCCCGACAUGGAUACAGUGUGCGAAACCUAUUUCGCCGUGAUAUUGCUGGAAUAUUGCUGGGAUAUUGCUUAACCAUACACGUGCAGCACACACCUCACACAUCAAAGUUCUUAUGCACAUCUGUCGUGAUGCAAGGUGAAGACCAUGAGAUGCAAUAACGAAGUCUAAUGGACAAAUAUGUAUUUGCUUUGAUCUUUGUCUCGGGUUUCCGGAACCUUGUUCAAAUAUAUGUUUCAACGUGACAGUUUUAAUGUCAUGCCCUGUUUCGAAAGAACAUAAAAGGUCAUUAGCAUAGGUUCAGUUAAGAGUUCAAACUUGGAAAACCUGAUAUUACAAAGAGAAGUCCAUGUUUUAUGUUGGGGGCUGGCUUUAAGAACAAUCCAAGCGGUUUUUUAGGUUUCUAAAAAUCAACUUUAAACACCUUAAUACGAAAACGUCCUAUUUCAUUUAACUUAUCGUCAUUUUCGACUAGACUAAAUCAAGAAAUAACAUGGACUGUGAAACAUUAUGACUUUUGUCCAUCUUUUGACUUGGCUAUAGGUAUCGAGUCCUGGUCCAUUUCGAUUGCUUUAGAAACUCACCGGUGUAUGGUUACGAGUGAUUAUUAUUAAGAUAGAAAGUUGCAUGAUCCAUGGUGUAAGACAAUACUCUUGUGUGUUCGGCAGAAUGUGCCAACCAAGCCGUGACAAGCGGUGGCCGGAGGAGGCCAGGCGCAUAUCGGUUCCUGUAGUGAGUGAGUGAGUGAGUGAGUGAGUUGGGUUUAACGCCGCUUUUAACAGUAUUCCAGUUAUAU
This is a messenger RNA of Haliotis rufescens (red abalone), 3001 nucleotides long. RefSeq lists its product as uncharacterized. The coding region runs from base 486 to 1775 and encodes 429 amino acids. Lineage: Eukaryota; Metazoa; Mollusca; Gastropoda; Lepetellida; Haliotidae. The transcript has 3 exons. The record is from RefSeq and is a predicted model, not a curated record.